This is a messenger RNA of Pseudomassariella vexata, 279 nucleotides long. RefSeq lists its product as uncharacterized. The record is from RefSeq and is a predicted model, not a curated record. Lineage: Eukaryota; Fungi; Ascomycota; Sordariomycetes; Amphisphaeriales; Pseudomassariaceae. Bases 1 to 279 code for a protein of 92 amino acids. The transcript has 3 exons. Gene Ontology annotation, cellular component: endoplasmic reticulum.
AUGGUACGACUUUCCACCUUCCAGACAACAGCUAGUUUCAUGUCUUUCUUCUUCAUUCAAACUCUCGACGGUGCGCAAACACCGGAACAACGCAGACGCAACGCAAAGUUCGUCAAGGACCAGGAAGCGCGCCGCGGCAAGUCUGAAAAGGAGAUCAAGCAGCGUGCCAAGGACGCGGCAGGCAAGGCGCCCAUCUCGCCCUUUUGGUUUAUCAUCCUUGCCUUCGUCGUCUUCGGUGGGGUGGUAUUCGAAAUCAUCCAGCGCAUUUUCUUCCGAUAG